UAACGCCUUAGUAGCAGACUUGAUUUUUUCUUCUCUUUUAUCUGAAAUUUAUAGAUUUUCUGGACCAUAACAUAAUAUUAAGCACUGAUUUAGUAACUUAUAACUAAAGUGAUAUUGUAAUUUCAUUUUGGAUGUAAAAGCCACAAAAAGAAUUUCUCUCAGUAGGAACUAUACUGUCUGAAAAUUGUAGUUUUCAUGCAGUAGUUCCGAACGAAAUAUAUGAGUCACGUAACGGCAGUAUUAAAGACGCGAUUCCAUUGAUAGAGUCUCCCGGUGGAUAUUUAAGUUCUAUCCUUUGUUGUCGGCGCUUAUCUGAUUGAACACAGACAAGCCAAAGAAAGGCUCCAAGAAGAUGCAGACAGCAAUUUUGUCGGGGCUACAAUACAAAGUUGACGAUAAUCCUCCAUGGAUUUCAACUAUUCUGCUAGGCUUUCAGCAUUACCUUAUGUUGUUAAGCUCAAACCUGGCAACUCCGGGUAUAAUGGCUUCGGUGAUUUGUGCUAUUGGCAUUCCCGAAGAAAACCACGUGAAGUCUAUCCUUCUCGGCAACAUGAUAUUUGCUUGUGGAAUUUGUACCCUCGUGCAAACCUUCUUCGGUGCUAGAUUACCAAUAGUACAGUGUCCAGCUUUUGCGUACAUUGUUCCUAUGAUAGCGCUGACCAAAAUAGGACAAUGGAAAUGUGAUGCGAGCAACGUUGAAAAUGGUCUCAACUCAACAACAACUCAUAUGAAUGUAACCAUGGAUGAAGAGAAAGAACAUAUCAAAAGAAUAAAUAUGUUAACUGGUACAAUCAUGGUGGCCGCAAUUCUUGAGAUAUUUAUUGGUUUCAGUGGCCUGGUCGGCGUAUUGUUACGGUUUAUUGGACCAUUGACCGUUGCCCCUACGAUUAUGUUGAUGGGUCUUUCUGUUGCAGAGACAGGCUUCAACCUUGCUGGUCAACACUGGGGUAUUUCUGGAGGUACCAUUGUCCUGAUCAUACUUUUCUCUGAAGUUAUACCGGUGUUUGAAGUCCGUAAUCCAUUUAGUAAAGGACGUGAACAGAAGAUGGAGUUCGUAUUUCAUAAAAUAUUUUCUGUAAUACUGUCUACAUGUAUAAUGUGGUUUCUGUGUUACAUCCUCACGAUUACCGGUGCUCUCCCGGAUGACGACAGCACGUACGGGUAUAACGCCAGAACUGACCUCAGAUUAAACGUCAUAGAUGAAGUUCCAUGGGUCAGAUUCCCUUAUCCUGGUCACUGGGGAGUCCCAACAUUCAACUCCGCGUUUUUUGUUGCUAUGGUUGCUGGCGUUGUUACCUCCAUCAUAGAGAGUAUCGGAGAUUACUACACAUGCGCAAGACUGGCUGGUGCCCUGCCUCCACCACCCGCUGCGGUAAACAGGGGAAUCUUUAUUGAAGGCAUUGACUGUAUCCUGGCUGCAGCAGUGGGCGCAGGAUUCGGAGUGACAUCAUGCAGUCAGAAUAUUGGAGUUAUUAGCUUGACAAAGGUUGGUAGCAGACGAGUAGUUUUGGUAGCUGGGUUUAUUAUGGCGUUAUUUGGCUGCCUGGGUAAAUUCAGUGCCCUGGUUGUAACUAUGCCUGACCCUAUUAUUGGAGCAUCUUUCCUUGUACUAUUUGGUGUAUUGGCAGCAGUAGGGGCCUCUAAUUUACAAUAUGUUGAUCUCAAUUCAUCUAGAAAUCUCGUCGUAUUUGGUAUAUCAUUGUUUCUCGGUCUGGCUUUUCCAAACUGGGUUGUGGCUAAUUCCACACUUAUCGAAACAGGCAACAAUAGCUUAGAUCAAGUGAUAAAUGCACUUCUAGCCAACAAUAUGUUUAUGGGAUGCUUUUCUGCACUGGUUCUGGACAAUGUGAUACCUGGUACGGAUGAAGAGCGCGGUAUCAUAAUUUGGAGAGAAGUUCCUGAUUUCUCUGAUGAAGAAGAUGACGACAUUGAUGAGAUGGACAAUGUUAAUCUCAGUCUCAAAACGUAUGAUCUUCCAUUCGGCAAUAAUCUAAUUAGGAACUGGAAGUGGGGGAAAUAUGUCCCCAUCUUCCCAACAUUUGAUGGGUUUGACGGGUCAAGGUGUCCCUGUAAAUGUCUACAAAGUAAAUCGUUGAAUUCCGAUGAAGAAAUUGAAGUUAUACACAAUGGGUAUGAGGACGAUAGUGAAAAGAAAUCCAAGCUCUCUGAAUUCUGAAUACUCAAUGUAUGCGUUGUCUCAUGUUUAAUAAACUGUGUUCAAGCAUAUAAUUAUAAUAUAUAAACAUUCAUGUAUUGUCAUAUAUAAAUACGGACUCAAUUGUAAUUACUUAUGAAAUAGAAUCACUUGUGAUUAUUUAGGUUUCGUUUUGAUUAAAAAGGUCGUCAAGGCACAAAAACAACGAUAUAUCGCUGGUGUAUAAAAAAAUUCAAACUAAGUGUAAAAAUCAUCUAAAAUAAAAAUUGAUGGAAACAUAUCCAUAGAUUAUUGAAAGAAACGAACAAAAAUUGAAUCUGACCAUGAUAUAUUCAUAUUCACUCGUGAAAUUAUCAAAACUGUAUGUCAAAUAUAUUUGUAAGGCAAAUAUAUAUGAAGUUUACUUUCAAUCAGAAAGUACUUGUGUUCAAGAAAUAUUUAGGUGCUGAAAAAAAAAAUGGUUAUGUUUCACUAAUGUCUUUGCUUAACAAAAUGUCUUUGCUUUGUAUAUUACUUUAUUCCUAUAUGCAUAUUUAUCAAUUAUUUCUAAUCUUGCUCAUUUCAUUUAUUUUAAAUCAAAAGAUGGACACUUUCAUUACAAAAUUCUGUAGGUUAAGAUUGAAAUAUGAACACAGGCGAAAUGAGAAAUCAUGUAUAACAACCCAUGGAAAUAAUAACCCAUCCCCAUCCCGGCCCCCAAUCCCGGCCCCAAAUAUCAUCCAAUGUGAUCAGUGAUUUGGGUUCAUUAACUGUUUGAGGAUCUUCAUUCAUUUUGUAAAAAAACUAUAAUUUUUACUGUAGAUACUCCUUUUUCUUGUAUGUCAAUCAGAAUAUUUUAUACAAUGCAUAUAAACAGAACGUGUGUGUGACGAGUUUCCUCUGCAGUGGCAUUACUUUUAACCGCUGUGAAAUAUAUUUCAGUCGCGAAUUUCUAAACUAGCUCUCAAACCUCAAUUUCAAGUAUGAUUUAAAAUAAAAUAGAGAAAAAUUGAAUCCGUAAAGAACGCCUAAAACGGCAAAAUUGAAAAUGUUGCAGGCUCGAUUGAGUCUGCGCAUUGGCGGCAAUGAUAACUGCAAGGUACGUCCACGCCCCCUAACUCCUUAAUCAGAAAAAAAAUCAGUUUACUUUGUAUCAGAUAAUUUAUAUUAUUUUGAUUAUGAAGUGUUGCCUUCCAAAUUUGAAAUAUUUUGGCAAAGAAUAUAUUUUGAAUGAAAUUACAUGUAUAUGAUAUUUUCAUGCCAGUUUUUACAGUAUAAAUGUUUUAGCCGACAAUUGUAUCUGACUCUAAAAUUGUGUUUACAUGUCUGACAGUCUUUUUUUCCCAUUAUACUCAUAGAUUACUGUAUUACUUAAUAUGACACUGAGCCAGAGUUUGUGAAAUUUAUAAUUAUGCGUGAAGUCUGAUCAGGCUUAAUACUAUUGAAUAUACAUAAUAGUAAGUAAAUACAAAAAAAAAACAUUAAAGGGUUUCCACUGAUGUAAUUUGACAUGAUUUUGCAAGAAUUGUUCACAUUAGGCGAAAUUUUGGACAAAUAAUUUGUAUAGGAACUUUUAAAUCAUUUUAUCAUUCCAUUUAUUUCCAGUAUAAUAUUUCUUGUGCAAAAUGACUCAAAAUAGAGAAGCAUUCAAUCGCUUCGCUCAUAUCAGGCUAAUAUUAGGUUAAUAUCAGGUUAAUAUCGACCAAAAAAAAAAUUGACUUUCAGUUUAAUUCCGACUAUACCUCUCAAUUCUCAUUUGGGCAUUUUUCAAUGGCACCAGUUGAUCUUAGUUAGAACUUUAUUGGUUUUUUUAGAUGUUUUUUUAGAUGUUUUUUUUUUUGCAUCUGGAUAUCGCUGAAACUCCUUUAAACUAUAGAUGGACUGUUCCUAAUUCAAAGUGAGUCAGUAAUGUUAAAGAUCACAUUUAACCUUAGCCGUAUGGUAAAAAUUAGGUUAUGUCGUUGUUUUACUUUUCAGUCGAUUAAUCUGUAUAUUAUUUAAUACAUUGUUUAGCAAUUUUGUUUCCUUUUUGUAUUUUUUAUGUAUAUUUAGCAUUUUAUAUGUAUAUCACAAUUAUUUAUAUAUAUCUUCCGGAUUUUUAUAAAUAAAAAAGUGAAGCUUGA
Molecule: messenger RNA, 4257 nt
Organism: Ruditapes philippinarum (Manila clam)
Lineage: Eukaryota; Metazoa; Mollusca; Bivalvia; Venerida; Veneridae
Product: solute carrier family 23 member 1-like
Exons: 13
Coding region: 353-2176 (607 amino acids)
Biological process (GO): transmembrane transport
Cellular component (GO): membrane
Molecular function (GO): transmembrane transporter activity
Source: RefSeq, a predicted model, not a curated record